AUGAGGGUUCGCGAUCGACUAGUGAGAGAGAAUUGCGAGGCUGAGCAGACAUCGACAGUGGUGCUAUCUCCUCCCAAACCAGAGACCUAUUGCUGCCGAUUGAAAAUCUGGCCACUAAUUUUGUUUGGUAUAGAUCUAAUCAAAACCCAUGAGAGAAAGAUAGGCGAUGUUGGUGGGUGCUCUGAGCAACCUUGCAAUUUCCCGCUUGGCAACCUCGUGAGGAACCUAGAAUCCAACUACGUAAAUCGAGCCAAAACUGAGAAUCCGACGACGAAAAUCGACACCACCAAAACCUCUGCACUCUUCUCGUCGUCUCCUACGGACGAUUCAUUCGUUCAAUGGAAGAACCACCUUCCAAUUGCCAGAACCAGUUCUUGA
This is a messenger RNA of Linum trigynum, 378 nucleotides long. Lineage: Eukaryota; Viridiplantae; Streptophyta; Magnoliopsida; Malpighiales; Linaceae. The record is from the annotation of a GenBank genome assembly.